AUGAGUCCGCUGAGAGGUUUCCCCCUGAUUCUGAUAUUCCUCCAUGCAGCAGCUGUGCGUGCAGGUGUGGGUGGUGUAAAGGUGGAAAAUGUGUCGUCACAAAUCUGUCGUCAUCCGUGUGAUGAGCUGGUGGGUUUGCUCACUGAAAUCCAAGGCCUGAGGAUUGUAACCAGCAACCUGCUGGAAGACCUGGACAGAGUAUCAAAAGAGAAUGAAGAGAUGCGUCUUUCUUUGGCUGAGCUGAGCAGCAAUAGCAGCAGCCGGAGCAACAGCAGUGGAAGCAGUCGUAGAAGCAGCGGCCGAGGUGAUUGGCACGGUGACGGCCGCGGCAAUGACUAUGGAGGAGGGGACCUCGAUGGUUAUGACCCUGAUGUAGACAGAGCUGAGGAGGUGUGGUGCGUCCAGGACGGGCGGGUGUACGACCAUGGGGAGGACUGGGAGGUGGACAGCUGUACCUUCUGUACCUGCCAGGGAGGGAAGGCGGUGUGCCAGCUGAUGUCAUGCCCUCCUGUUUCCUGUAUCAAUCCCUCUUUUAAUGAAGGAGAGUGCUGUCCAGUGUGUCUCAAUAAUGAAACUGGCUGGUCUCCGUGGUCUGAAUGGACGCACUGCUCCGUCACCUGCGGACGAGGAGGUCAGCAAAGAGGCCGAUCCUGCAACAGCAUCGUGCCGUCCUGCUCCGGCCCGUCGGUCCAAACCCGCAGCUGCAUGUUGACGAAGUGUGACCGCAAGGGUCGUGCUGAUGGGAACUGGGGACUUUGGUCUCCUUGGUCUGCGUGCACGACCACAUGUGGAGACGGAAACAUCACACGGGUUCGCCUCUGCAACAGCCCUCCACCACAGAAGGGGGGCAGAGGGUGCACGGGCAGCGCCAGGGAGACACAAUCCUGCAACAACACACUCUGCCCCAUCGCUGGAGGUUGGACCGGCUGGAGUGGAUGGUCACUCUGCUCAGCAACAUGUGGAGGUGGCCUUAAAAGUCGCCAGAGGGAGUGUUUAAACCCGGCCCCUCAGAACGGAGGGAAACCCUGUGCCGGAGACGCCACAGACUAUGAAGCAUGUAACAAACAGUCCUGUCCUAUAGAUUUAUGUUUGCUGUCGAAUCCAUGUUUUCCGGGGGUGAAGUGUUCAUCACAUAGCGAUGGAUCGUGGGAAUGUGGACACUGUCCGCUGGGUUUACAGGGAAAUGGCACCCACUGUGAAGAUGAGGAUGAGUGUGAGGUGGAGGAUGUGUGUGUCACACAGUGUGUAAACACAGAUCCUGGGUUCUACUGUCUGCCCUGUCCUCCUCGUUAUAAAGGCUCCCAGCCGUAUGGCCUGGGACUGCAGGAAGCCCAGAAAAUCAAGCAGGUGUGUGAACCAUACAAUCCUUGCAAAGACAACACACACACCUGCCACAGGUUUGCAGACUGUUUGUACCUGGGCCUGGCAUCUGAGGUUUUGUACAAGUGUGUGUGCGCUGUCGGGUUUGCAGGCGACGGCUUUCUGUGUGGGGAAGACUCUGAUCUGGAUGGUUGGCCCAACAAGAGAUUGACCUGCAAACAGAACGCAACGUAUCACUGCGAAAAGGAUAACUGUCCAAUGCUACCAAACUCUGGACAGGAGGACCUGGACCAGGACGGACAGGGAGACGCCUGUGAUCCUGAUGAUGACAAUGAUGACAUCACCGAUGAAAGGGACAACUGCCCGCUGGUGUACAACCCUCGGCAGUUUGACUCUGACAGAGACGGGGUUGGGGAUCGCUGUGAUAACUGCCCGUUUGAAAGCAACCCACUGCAGACAGACACUGAUGGGAACGGAGAGGGAGACGCCUGCAGCAUCGACAUUGAUGGAGACGAUGUUCUGAAUGACCGUGACAACUGCCCUUUAGUCUACAACACUGACCAGAGGGACACAGACCUGGAUGGAGUUGGAGACCAGUGUGACAACUGUCCCCUUCUACACAACCCACUGCAGCGUGAUUCGGACAGCGACCUGGUGGGCGACAUGUGCGACAACAACGAGGACAUCGAUGAGGACGGACUCCAGAACUCUCUAGAUAACUGUCCUUACAUCGCCAACAGUAACCAGGCCGACCAUGACAACGAUGGGAAGGGAGACGCCUGUGACCACGAUGACGAUAAUGACGGUAUCCCCGACGAUCGAGACAACUGCAGACUGGUGCCCAACAAGGACCAGCUGGACUCUGACGGUGAUGGUAGCGGGGAUGCAUGCUUCGACGACUUUGACAAUGACAGUAUUCCAGAUGCGUUGGAUCCCUGUCCACUGAACCAGGAUAUCGGCUCUACAGACUUCAGGAAGUAUCAGGUUGUGUUGUUGGACCCUAAAGGCACCACGCAGUCUGAUCCUCUUUGGGUGAUCCGCAGCCAAGGCACUGAGCUGCUUCAGACAGCCAACUCUGAUCCCGGCAUCGCUUUAGGAUAUGACAAGUUCAGUUCGGUGGACUUCAGUGUGACAUUUUAUGUGAACACCAACCGAGAUGACGACUACGCAGGCAUCGUGUUCGCCUACCAGUCCAGCCGGCGCUUCUAUGUUGUCAUGUGGAAACAGGUGUCUCAGGCGUACUGGGAGAAAAAACCGUUCAAAGCUUUCGGCACAGCAGGGGUCUCCAUCAAACUGGUCAACUCCACCACAGGACCGGGGGAGUAUCUACGCAAUUCUCUGUGGCACACCGGAAACACCAGGCACCAGGUCAGAACGUUGUGGCAUGACCCCAAUAAAAUAGGCUGGAAGGACUACACAGCUUAUCGAAUGCACCUCAUCCACAGACCCAAGACUGGUUUCAUCAGGGUGGUGGUGUACGAGGGCAGGAACAUUUUAUCUGACUCAGGGGCCGUUUACGAUCACACCCUGGCUGGAGGCAGACUGGGACUGUUCGUCUUCUCCCAGGAACACGUCCUCUUCUCGGACCUCAGAUACGAGUGCAGAGACAACUGAAGAGACCCACCUAAGACCCUUAAACAUGUCAGAAAAUGUUCACAAAACUAAAAGAGAAAGAUUGAUUAUUAUGCACAAGACCCGGGCCUUCAACCUGCAAAGACUUAUCAGUACGUUUUUAUGUAUCAGCUUCCUGUGCCAAAGACUGCUGUCUCAUUCGCUGUAUUUGACUCUUAAGACUCUAAGAAUGCAUUUCUAGUGACAGUUACCUCUUGCUACUUUCAUUAGCUUUUCCUUUAAUGGUGUAAAUAAUUAUUUAUUGCCAGAUGCCAAAGGAAGUGAAUU
Messenger RNA from Labrus bergylta (ballan wrasse), 3219 nucleotides. RefSeq names its product thrombospondin-2-like. Gene Ontology annotation, biological process: negative regulation of angiogenesis; cell adhesion. Gene Ontology annotation, cellular component: extracellular region. NCBI's taxonomy places the organism in Eukaryota, Metazoa, Chordata, Actinopteri, Labriformes, Labridae. The record is from RefSeq and is a predicted model, not a curated record. Gene Ontology annotation, molecular function: protein binding; calcium ion binding.